Messenger RNA from Alexandromys fortis (reed vole), 1268 nucleotides. It is a transcript of the gene Clybl, whose product is annotated as citramalyl-CoA lyase. Bases 24 to 1067 code for a protein of 347 amino acids. The transcript has 8 exons. NCBI's taxonomy places the organism in Eukaryota, Metazoa, Chordata, Mammalia, Rodentia, Cricetidae. The record is from RefSeq and is a predicted model, not a curated record. Gene Ontology annotation, biological process: regulation of cobalamin catabolic process. Gene Ontology annotation, molecular function: (S)-citramalyl-CoA lyase activity.
GGGCGGGGCGAUACGUCGGGAAGAUGGCGUUGUGUGUGCUGCGGAAAACGGUCCGCGGAGCGGCGGCGCUGCCCAGGCUGAAGGCAUCCACCGUGGCCAAUAUCUGCAGGCCUGGGUAUAGCUCCUUGUCCAGUCACAAGUAUAUCCCUCGAAGGGCAGUGCUGUAUGUGCCUGGGAAUGACGAGAAGAAAAUUAAGAAGAUUCCAUCCCUGAAAGUAGAUUGUGCGGUGCUGGACUGCGAGGAUGGAGUGGCCGAAAACAAGAAGGAUGAAGCUCGACUGAGAAUAGUAAGAACUCUUGAAGACUUUGACCUGGGCCCAACAGAAAAGUGUGUGAGAAUCAACUCAGUGUCCAGUGGUCUGGCUGAGGCUGACCUGGAGACCAUCCUGCAGGCCCGAGUUCUUCCCUCUAGUGUGAUGCUACCAAAGGUGGAAGGUCCUGAAGAAAUCCAGUGGUUUUCAGACAAAUUUUCAUUCCACUUAAAAGGCCGAAAACUUGAACAGCCAAUGAAUUUAAUCCCCUUUGUGGAGACUGCCAUGGGUUUGCUCAAUUUCAAGGCAGUGUGUGAAGAGACCCUGAAGGUUGGGCCUCAAGUGGGUCUGUUCCUAGAUGCAGUCGUUUUCGGAGGAGAAGAUUUCCGAGCCAGCAUAGGUGCAACAAGCAACAAGGACACCCAAGACAUCCUCUAUGCCCGGCAGAAGAUUGUCGUCAUAGCGAAGGCCUUUGGCCUACAAGCCAUAGAUCUUGUGUACAUUGACUUCCGAGAUGGAGAUGGGCUUCUCAAGCAGUCAAGAGAGGCCGCCGCUAUGGGCUUCACUGGUAAACAGGUGAUCCACCCUAACCAGAUUGCGGUGGUACAAGAACAGUUUACUCCAACCCUGGAAAAAAUUCAGUGGGCUGAAGAGCUGAUCGCCGCCUUCAAAGAGCACCAGCAACUGGGAAAGUUUGUAUUCUGUUUUCCAGGGAGCCUUUACUUUCCGAGGAAGUAUGAUCGACAUGCCAUUACUGAAGCAGGCCCACAACAUUGUUACGCUUGCCACAUCCAUCAAGGAAAAAUGAUCUGUUAAAUGAAGCCCUCCUCAGGCGGGCUGAAUGGAUACAGUGGGUCGCUUAAAGACAAACCACCGUACCCAGGGCAGCGAGCUAGCACACCCCAUCAAAUGAAACCUUGUUUCAUUUACAGUUCAUGUUAGUCACGACUCCCGCCCUCCUCCUGUGUCUUACUGACCAGUUAUUCUAACAAUAAAUUUUCUUCCUUUGGAAUCUAA